This is a messenger RNA of Spodoptera exigua (beet armyworm), 5123 nucleotides long. The record is from the annotation of a GenBank genome assembly. NCBI's taxonomy places the organism in Eukaryota, Metazoa, Arthropoda, Insecta, Lepidoptera, Noctuidae.
GUCAUUGUCAUAACACUACUCGAAGUGUGAUCGAAUGUGCAAAAACGUGAAAGAAUAAAGUGAUUUCAUUGAUUUUACUGAAAAACUUGUGUUGGAACUCUAACAUGAUAUAGAAAUUAUUACAAUGGCCCUCAAAUCGUCAUACGCCUCGUCUACUUCAGGCCUGACAUCCGUAGACCCCGAAUAUGUCCAGUUCUUGAUGUUUACUGACGAAGAUGUAAAGAAACUUAGUGUUGCGAAAAUCACGAACAGUCAAUGUUUUGAUGCCAUCGGAAACCCUACGAAAGGAGGUCUUUAUGACUCGGCAUUAGGACCUCUCAGAGAUAGGAAUGAAACUUGCGGAACUUGUAAUAACGUAUUGUUACAUUGCCCAGGGCACUUUGGUCACAUAGAGUUGCCACUAGUUGUAGUCAAUCCACUAUUCAUCAAAAAUGUUUACUCAAUAUUUCGUAUCAGUUGUCUAAAAUGUUUCAAAAUUCAAAUGGAUGAUAGAUUGAAGUUUAUUCUGAAGCUUCAACUAGAACUUGUAGAUGCCGGCCAUAUCACAGCUGCUUUAGACUUGGAUAACUUUGUUGGUGACAUAACUAGUAACAAAGAAAACUCAUCUGAUAAACCAUCAAAGGUUAUCAAAAAAUACCAGAAGCUAUUGAAGAAAAGAGAUCCUAUAACAGAAACAUUUCAAAAUAAAAAUGUCGACAAGUUAAGAGCAAAGUUUAUUAAUCAGUACUUUAGAGUAAUUAACAUAGCUAAGAAAUGUGCUUUCUGCUCUAGUAAACUCAUUAAAGUGACCACUUCAGAAAACAAAAUCAUGUACAACCUUAGUUCUGAAGGAGCUGAGAAAGGUACCAAAGGAAUCAAGAUUUUAAUGCCCGAUGAGAUCAAAAGGUUUUGCACAGAAAUAGCUCAAAAUGAUGAAGAAAUUCUCAAAUUUUGCUUCCCUGUUUUGAAUAAUUCUAAAGAAAAACCUGUCACUAAUAUAUUCUUUAUGGAAGUGGUUCCUGUUCUGCCCCCAUGUGUCAGACCUUGUAAUGUUCUCAGAGGGGAACUUAUUGAACAUCCUCAAACUAAUGUCUACAAGGCCAUAUUACAAAAUGCUUUUGCUGCUCGAGCUGUUUUACAUAUCCUCACAUCAUCUAAUCAGCAGAAAGCAAUUGACUGUCUUGACCAAGUACCGAGACAAGCCUAUGAAAGUGUACAAGGUAAAUCACCAGCCGAAAAACUUCAUGUGGUUUGGCAAGAAUUACAAAAGAGUAUAAAUAACCUUUUGAACUGCGAAGGCCAAGGUGUAGCAAGUCAGGGUUUGAAACAAAUCAUUGAAAAGAAGACUGGCUUAAUCAGAAUGCACAUGAUGGGCAAAAGAGUAAAUUUUGCAGCCCGAUCUGUUAUCACCCCAGACCCUAAUGUAGAUAUUGAUGAAAUAGGCAUUCCAGAUGCUUUUGCUAUGAAGCUAACAUACCCAGUUCCGGUUACAGAAUGGAAUGUUGACGAAUUGCGGAAAAUGGUCAUCAAUGGACCCAAGAAACAUCCUGGCGCUGAGAAGAUUGAAAUGGAGAAUGGAAGAAUCAUUACCAUAGCCACAGAUUCUAUACAAAAACGGAAAAGUCUUGCUAAAAGGUUACUUACACCUGAAGAGUUUAAAGCAUCUGGGCUGAAGAUUGUUCACAGACAUUUAGUGAAUGGUGAUGUCCUGAUUUUGAACCGACAGCCUUCUCUUCAUAAGCCUAGUAUGAUGGCACAUAGAGCACGAAUUUUAAAAGGAGAGAAGACACUCAGGUUGCACUAUGCCAAUUGUAAAUCAUAUAACGCCGAUUUUGACGGUGAUGAAAUGAAUGCUCACUUCCCUCAGAAUGAGAUUGCAAGGAGUGAAGCAUACAAUAUUAUGUCUGUACGAAAACAAUACCUUGUACCCAAAGAUGGAACCCCAUUGAGUGGUUUAAUUCAAGAUCAUGUUAUUUCUGGUGUGAAAAUGUCUCUGAGAGGAGCAUUCUUCUCGAAAUCUGACUAUCAACAGCUUGUGUUCCAAGCUUUGCCCAAUCACAAAGGACCAAUCAAGCUUUUACCACCUACCAUUCUGAAACCCAUAGUUCUUUGGUCUGGUAAACAAAUUUUGUCAACUAUUAUCAUUAAUACUACACCUAAAGGAAAACCUUGCCUUACUCUGAUUGGAAAAGCAAAAAUUAGUUCUAAAGCUUGGCAAAAGACACCUCCACGACCUUGGAAAGCUGGUGGCACACCAUUCACUAAUCCCAACACUAUGACAGAAGCAGAAGUUAUAAUAAGGAAAGGUGAACUUCUUUGCGGAGUACUGGACAAGACUCAUUAUGGUGCUACACCUUAUGGUUUAGUUCAUUGCAUGUACGAGCUGUAUGGAGGCGACAGUUCAAGUGCUUUGCUAAGUUCUUUUUCCAAAGUCUUCACAUUUUAUCUGCAAUGGAUUGGAUUUACCCUUGGAGUGAAAGAUAUCUUAGUAGUGGAAGAAGCUAAUAAAAAGCGCGAUGAUAUAAUUUGUUUGGUUCGAAACGCUGGUAAAUCUGCAGCUGUUAAAGCAGCUGACUUACCAGCCGAUGUUGAUGAUGAAAAAUUAAAAGAAACUAUUGAAGUCAUGUAUACCAAAGAUCCUAAGUUUAGAGCUAAUCUCGAUCGACAAUAUAAAAAUUUGCUAGACUCCUACACUAAUAAUAUUAAUACAGCCUGUUUAUCAGAGGGGCUGCUGGAGAAAUUCCCGUAUAACAAUCUUCAGUUAAUGGUACAGUCUGGUGCCAAGGGAUCAACUGUAAAUACUAUGCAGAUUUCAUGUUUGCUUGGUCAAAUUGAGUUGGAAGGUAAAAGGCCGCCACUCAUGAUAUCUGGUCGAUCUCUACCUAGUUUCCCACCUCAUGACGUAUCUCCGAGAGCUGGAGGAUUCAUAGACGGUAGAUUCAUGACCGGUAUACAACCUCAAGAGUUCUUCUUCCAUUGUAUGGCUGGUCGUGAAGGUCUUAUCGAUACUGCUGUCAAAACCAGUCGAUCUGGUUACUUACAAAGAUGUCUUAUCAAGCAUUUAGAAAGUUUAGCUAUUGCCUAUGACCAUACAGUGAGGGAUGCCGAUAACAGCGUCAUUCAAUUUGCUUACGGAGAAGAUGGAUUAGAUGUCCUCAAAUGCCAAUUUCUUAGAAAAGAUCAAUUUCCUUUCCUUGAUGCUAACGCUAAUGCAGUAGUUAGCGAAGCUGUGAUUGAUAAACUCAAAGAAAACGCAGAUUUGAAAGACGUUAAUAAAGCCAACAAGUCUUUGAAGAAAUGGAAAAAGAAAUAUGGUAGUCCUUUCGAAAAAACUCGAACCAGUGGCUUUGCUCAAUUCUCAGCCCUUGAAAGAGGGCAAAUUGAACUUGAUGACCUACCAACCGAUAAAACGAGAGAUCCAUUCUAUUGGGAGCUGGAAAAGAAAUGGCGUGCAAUGGAUGAUGAAGAAAAAGAACAAUAUAACCGUAAAAAAUGUCCCGAUCCUAUCCCGUGUAAAGUGUCGCCUGAAUAUAAAUUUGGUGUGAUUAAUGAACAAUUAGACAAUUUAGUACAAAGUUAUUUGAAAAGUCGCCAUUCCGAAACACAGGAGGAAUGCACAGCGAAGGAUAAAUUCAUUGAGGUGAUGAACGCUAAAUACCUUGAAUCGAUGGCAGCUCCAGGCGAGCCUGUGGGUUUACUAGCCGCUCAAUCUAUCGGUGAACCUUCAACUCAGAUGACACUGAACACUUUUCACUUCGCUGGUCGUGGUGACAUGAACGUAACCUUGGGUAUCCCACGUCUCAGAGAAAUUCUGAUGACGGCUUCGGCUAAGUUGAAAACCCCUAAUAUGGAUAUACCGUUCAGAGAUGACAUUCCAGAUUUGACGAAAAAGGCUGAGAAGUUGAGGCAAAAGCUAAAUAGGGUAACAGUCGCUGAUGUAUUGGAGAAGAUAGACGUUGAAUGUCAGAUUGUAAUCAAGCCUGAGAGACAACUAAAGACGACAAUGCGAUUCCAAUUCUUGCCACAUUCUCAAUACAAGACACAGUACGCUGUAAAGCCUGCGCAAAUAAUAAAACAUAUGCAGAAUAAAUUCUUUGAAGAAAUGUUCUCGACUGUGAGGAAACAGGCAAAGGCUGUUAGUGGCGUCGUUUGGUCUUCUGAGAAGAAAAAGAAGCGAUCUAAAGGUGGUGAUGAAGAUGAUGAUGAGGAGAAUGACGCGCCGGAACCUGAGCCUGCUGCCAACUUGAACGACGACAGUUCAGAUGAUGAGGCCCCUAAUGACGACGAUGACAAUACUGAUGCUAAAAUUCGCAAAAAGAGAACUGAGGAGCAAGAAUAUGAAGACCCAGAAUCUGAAGAAGAGGAGAAAUCAGAUGACGAGGUAGAAGAACUAACUGAUGAACAAGCUAAAGGAGAAGAUGUCGUCGACGAAACUAAUGCUAAUGGCGAUGCAGAAACGAGCAAAAUUGUGUCUGAUGUAGUAUCAACAUUGAAAGAAGCUACAAACUAUUCCUUUGACACUAAACAUCACAAAUGGUGCGAACUAACAGUACUCUUCCCAAUUUCCUUCCUAAGAGUUGAUCUCUCUCAGGCACUUCGCGAAGCAGCGAUGAAAUCCGUCAUACACGAAGUCAAAAACAUAAAGCGAGCGAUCACAAACAAAGAGAAAAACGUGUUAUUCCUCAAAACUGAGGGAAUUAACAUCCUACAAAUGUUCAAAUACAAUAACUUGUUAGAUUUGAAUAAACUUUACAGUAAUGACAUCCAUGCUAUUGCGAACACGUAUGGCAUAGAGGCUGCUAACAAAGUUAUUAUCAAAGAAAUACAGAAUGUGUUUAAUGUCUACGGUAUUACUGUGGAUCCUAGACAUUUGACGUUGGUGGCUGACUACAUGACAUACAAUGGCAUCUUUGAGCCUAUGAGCCGAAAGGGAAUGGAAGCGUCAUCUUCACCCUUACAACAAAUGUCUUUCGAAUCCUCGUUGAUAUUCUUGAGGGAAGCCGUUUUGAACUCUAAAAAGGAUAACUUAAAGUCUGCAUCUAGUUGUCUUAUGUUGGGACAACCUUGUAAGAACGGUACUGGCGUUUUCAGUUUACAACACUUCAGUAAGGUUAUUAGCUAAGAAAUGUUACUUUUUAUCGUGU